Messenger RNA from Mesocricetus auratus (golden hamster), 2495 nucleotides. Its product is annotated as EKC/KEOPS complex subunit Tprkb-like. Gene Ontology annotation, cellular component: EKC/KEOPS complex; cytosol; nucleus. The record is from RefSeq and is a predicted model, not a curated record. Gene Ontology annotation, biological process: telomere maintenance via recombination; tRNA threonylcarbamoyladenosine modification. Lineage: Eukaryota; Metazoa; Chordata; Mammalia; Rodentia; Cricetidae.
ACCAAGACAAAAAGUUACUUAAUAAAUUUAAAAUUGUACCAGGCAUGGUGAUAUGUACUUGUAAGGCAGCACUCGAGAGAGUCAAAGGCAAGAAAAUUCCUGCUAGUUUGAAACUGUCCUAGGUUACAGAACAAGACACUAUCUCACACACCCCACUCCAAGUACAGGACAGAUCUUGAAAGAAAAAACUGGAAGAAUGUAAUGGUGGGAACAGGCAAAAAGCACCUUGUCAUAAGUACUGUCAUUUUGACUUUAGACUCCAUUUUACCUGUUGGGUGAAACAAAGUUCAGGUUCCCAGGCCCUAGGGGAGCUGGAAACAUUCUACAGCUGACCCACCUCCUAAAACCGUACAAAUAGUCAUUAUGUAUCUUUAGUUCUCUAGAAGCAUUAUAGCUGGUCCUAACAACAGAAGGAACAAAUGGAUCUGACUGGUUGGACUGAAAAGCUUGUGUUGUAUAUGAGUUGAUAAUGAUGAAAUCUUCAAGGAAGCCCCUAAUCUCUAAAUCCUGAUUGGUGAAAAUUGUAACUGUAACUUGACAGCAAAUGUUUGUAAUUUUUGUGAUUAAAUACUUGCUUCAACUGACAUGGGGGGGGGGUUUCACAAUUCAGCUCCUGAAUCUGUUCUGCAGCCCUGGUCAAUCAGCCCCCUCCCCUUCUUUUGUCCUGCCUUGCAUUAAAUCUUGCCUUGCAAUAACCUCUUGGGUCUGCUUGGAUGGAUUCAGAGCCUGGGACCACAACAGUAAGAGCUGGGAGAUGGGGGAGGACCGCUGAGAAACACUGUCUUCUGGAUGUGACAUGCCAUUGUACCAAUGAACUCACAACAGCUACUGUUACUUACGCAGGCCUGGACAAUAGUGGGUCCGUCAGCCUUCUACCAAGGAUAAAAGGAGCUCAUGAGACUCCACCACUGAGGAGCUAUUAGUAGGUAAUGGACGAGGGGUGUAAUUUUCUCAGGCUUCAAUAAAUGACCCCAGCCCCACAGACUUAGGGCUGCUAUUGCUGUGAUCAAACACUAUGACCAAAACAGCUUGGGGAGGAAAGGGUUUAUUUGACCUAUACUUCCAUGUCAUUGUUCAUCAUUGAUGGAAGUCGGGGCAGGAACCCAGAGUCAGGAGAUGAUGUGGAGGCCAUGAAGGAGUUACUGGCUUGCACAAGACUUGCUCAGCCUGCUUUCUUACAGAACCCAGGAGCACCAGCCCAGGGAUGGCCCCACCUGCAAUGGGCUGGGUCCUCUCCCAUCAAUCACCAAUGAAGAAAAUGCCUUACAAGUCAGAUCUUAUGGAUAUAUUUAAUUGAGCUUUCCCUUUCAGAUAAUGUUAAUAUAAAAAAUAGCCAGUACACUGAGGAAACUCAGUGGGUUACAGAAACAACAAAAGGCAUGAACAUAGGAGUGGGGGGGCUUUGGAGGAUGAAAUGGUUCUGCAGGAGUAGGAAGGGAUAAGAAAAGGGCAAUGAAUAUAAUCAAAACACAUUAUAUGCCUUAUGAUAUUGUCAUGGAAUAAAUGAAAAUGCUCAAGAGCAACGAAAACCUGCAAAGGUUGCUUGUGCAUGUUUCUCCAUUCUUCUGAGGGCUUCCCCAGCAUUGAAUUUUGUUUCACUGUACAAAUGCCUGUCUUUCUAAACUGUAAACUCAGUAAGUGUAGGAAUGGUAUUCACUUUUUGGUAUGUUAAGUAGAAACAUAAUAUUUAAUGUAAAAAUUGCCUAAAUGGGGAACGAUGGGGCACUUCCGGAAGUGCAGAGCGUUGUUUCCGAGGGGACGAUCUUCUGAAACGGACAGCAGACUGAAGUGUCCUCCUUGUCUAUGAAAUGCAGUUAUCACAGCAGUUGGACCUGUUUCCUGAAUGCAGAGUGACCCUUCUGUUAUUUAAAGAUGUAAAAAAUGCAGGAGACUUGAAAAAAAAAGCCAUGGAAGGAUCUAUCAAUGGCUCAUUGAUAAACCCUAAUGUGAUCGUCGAUCCAUUUCAGAUACUUGUGGCAGCAAACAAAGCUGUUCAUCUCCACAAACUGGGAAAAAUGAAGACAAGGACUCUGUCUACUGAAAUCAUCUUCAACCUCUCCCCAAAUAAUAUUUCAGAGGCUUUGAAGAAAUUUGGUAUCUCAGAAAGUAACACUUCAGUUCUCAUUGUUUACAUUGAAGAAGGAGAAAAACCAAUACACCAAGAGCACCUAAUAUCUCAAGUGGAAGGCCAGCAGGUACCUUGGGAAUGUCUUCCAGAAAUAACAAAGCUCUCAGAAGUCAAAAAGAUAUAUAAACUGUCAUCACAAGAAGAGAGUAUUGGGACAUUAUUGGACGGUAUCAUUUGUAGGAUGUCAACAAAGGAUGUUUUAUAAGAUGCCCAAACAUCAACAGAAAAAUCUCAGAGUUAAUCACCUGAUGGUUUUUUCCUGGUUAUAAAAAUUAACAUAUCACUGAAAAGGGGAAAAGUAAACCUCUGCUAGCCCUACUUUUUUUUUCACUUCCUAAAGAUAGCCCCUGUCACUGUUUUUGCCAUU